GUUGUUUUCAUAAAAAGUUACUCGCUGCUCACAAUAGCGUUUGACAAUGCUCACUUAAGUCAUUGUCAGAGCACGUGUCGAACAAUUUGGUACCUUCUCAUUGGUCAAAUCGGACCCCACACCUUCCCAGGUACCACAGGUAGAGGGUGGAAUUAUUGUUCUCGAGAGCCUCACAGUCUCGUACAAGACACAACAAAUAGUUGACUCGUGUGGUUUGGUUCCGUCCUGGCUUCAGUUACUUACUUUACAACUUUCUUUUUAGUUUUAGUUGUUAUAUGUUGAUGUGAUGUGCUCUUUGUGGGUUCGGAUUGUUCUGUGAACAGUUUUUUGUGGUUUUAAUUUAACAGUCCAAUGUUUUCAAAGUGUUUUAUGGACCAUUUCAAGAGUUGAGGAUUAAAUACCGAGCUCAUUCCUCGGAAAGGCUGACUAAAAUGAAUUUAAGCAACAGUUUUUGGCUGGUAGUGCUGGCCGUCCUCGAGUGUUGUUGGAGGACAGACUCCUCGAACGUUCCCAAAGAAGUUUUAGACCAAGUAGAAACAAAUUUUUUGUCAUUAUUCGGUUUCAAGGGCAGGCCGAAAAUAGACAAAUCGAAAAUAGUAAUACCCAAAGCGAUGCUGGAGAUGUACGAGAAGCAGAUGGGGUUUCCCCUGGACACGACGACGAUACCCAGAAAGGGGUGGCACACGAAGAGCGCGAAUACCGUUAGGAGUUUCACACAUGUCGAAAGCCCAGUGGACGCGAGGUUUUCCACUCACCACAAAUUCAGGUUAAAAUUCGACGUCUCAUCAGUGCCGCACGAAGAGAAGAUAACAGCAGCAGAGCUGACCCUCAGCCGCAAAGAAAUCAACUGGUUGACGGAUAACGACCAAGAGUUUUUCCAAAGAAUACUCGUUAGCGAUAUAACGCAACCUGGUAUAAAAGGAAAGAGACCGCCUAUAACCAGGUUAAUAGACAGUAAACUGGUCGAUAGCAGAAAAAAUGGUACGGUUAGUUUAGACGUAUUUCCCGCCGUACAAAGAUGGUUGGAGGAUCCCAAAGGCAACCACGGGAUUCUGAUUUCGGUUAAAGGUAUAGGAAGGAAUAAAACAACGCCUGGCCAUCACAUACGGUUGCGCAGAAGCUUACAUGAUACUGACAGCAGUUGGAAUCACGUGCAGCCAUUAUUACUGGCUUACACAGAUGACGGAAAGAACAGGCAGCGACGUGGUGCGGAGCUGGCUCAAGUCAAACGAAGAAGAAGAAACUCCAAGAAGCACAACAGAUCGAAAAACGAGAAAAGGUAUCCCUGCAACAAACACCAAAUGUACGUGGACUUUGAAGAGGUCGGUUGGAGCGAUUGGAUAGUGGCUCCGCCUGGGUACGAUGCGUAUUACUGUCAAGGCGAGUGCAAUUUUCCGUUAGCCUCGCACCUCAACACGACUAAUCACGCGAUCGUACAGACGUUGAUGAAUUCGGUGAAUCCCCAGAAGGUGCCGAAGUCGUGUUGCGUGCCCACUCAUCUCAAUCCCAUUUCCAUGCUGUACGUGGACGAGGAGAACAAAGUUGUUUUAAAAAACUAUAAAGAAAUGGUUGUGGUAGGGUGUGGGUGCCGGUAGUGAAAUUUUGUGGCAUGUAUUUCAGUAACCACGUCUGUGAUCUUUGAAAUUUGAGGCUAAUAGUACAGUACUUGAGUAUUACACGAUAUUGUACCUCCUGGUAUACCAAAGAAAUAUGCCGAAUGGUGGGUUUUAGUUUUAUUAUUUUGACAAGGAAGAUAUCUAUGUACAAUCAAACAUUUCAUCUACAUAUUCAGUUUUCCUAUAUACUUUCAAAUAAGCUACAAAAGAUAUUCUAAUAUCCAAGUGUACUGAUUAAUUCAUGCAUUUCAUUUACAUCGUCAAUGUCACAACAGAACUUUUAAAGAUAAACAAGUUGUCCUAGCACCAAGAAUUCAUUAAAACAAUAACAAAUCUGACCGACGUUGCUAGUUGUAUUCUAAAAGUUGUGAUUUUAAAGAUUUGGAAUAAUGUUUUACCACUUUUCAACAUUUAAACAAGUAGAAAAUUAUUGUUUCUUAUAAAAUCGAUAUCAUUGAUCGAUUUUAGUAGUUAAACAAAUAUUUUAUUUGUAUAGCACCAAGAAUAUCUGUGCAAAGUUGGUAGGUGUAGCUACUCUAAAAGUUGUAGUUUUACAGAAUUCCAAUCACGUUUUAUAACUUCUCAACAUUUAAACAAGUAGAAAGUUAUUGUUUCUUAUACAAUCGAUAUCAUGAUCGAUUUUAAAAGUAAACCAAUUAAUUUAAUUAAACAUGUCAUUUGUAUCAUCAGUUUUCCCAAAUAACUUUCAAAUAGGUACGCUAUUAAGUGUAUUCUUGCAUUCAGAUUUCACUAAAACAAUUAUAAAGUAUUGGUUUUAGAGGAAUUUCAACCAUAUUUAAUUACUUUUUAAUAAUUAGAUUAUUUUUUCACAAGUCGUAGCAAAAAAAUUCAUCAAAACAAUGAAAAAUCUGAGUGAUGUUGCCAAGUGUACUUUAAAAUUAUAGUUCUAAGGAAUUUCAGCAAUAUUUAAUUGUUUUUUAUUAUUUAAUCAAUAGGUACAUUAUUUUUCUUAUAAAAUUGAUGCUACUUAUCGAUUACACAAGAAAAUUUUAUUUAUUUAAAUAAUACAAUGUAUUAAAUACAGCUGGUUAAUAUUAUAAAUAGAGAAAGAAUAAUACAUAUUAGAGAUUUUUAAGACUACGUGAUAGAACUUUAUAGAUAUUCAAAAAUUAAUUUACUUUUUCAUUUAAUAUAGUUUUUUUGAGUAAAAUUAACAAAAAAAAUUUAAAUGUUUAAACUUUUCAAUUGUUUUUCAUAAAAAAUAUAGAAAUAAUUUCUAAUUUGGACAUAUUUUAUUCUUUAUGGGUAUCUCAAAUUUUUGUUUUAUACCUAUUAAAAAUUAAUUUUGUUUUUUAUAUUAAUAAAAGUUAUGAAUCUUCCAAAAAUUUACUCGCACGUCGACUAUGGUCGACUCGACUCGAAACCGCCGUUCGACACUUUUUUUGUGACUCGUUGGUACCACAUACCUGAGUACUGGACUAUAGGGUAAAAAAAAUGAAAACAAUUUUGUUGUCCCAGUGAAAAUACCGACUUGUACGCAAAAGAGGGUUUAACCUAAACUAUUCGGCGUACGCUGACUAUAUUCUCUUUCAUCUGUGAUUCUAAUUUUAGUUUGUUUUUGUAAGAGUUGUAUUAAUUUUUUAGAUUUACUGAUGUACAGUUAUUUUAGAAAAAUUUACGACUUAUCCACUCAGAAAGCCACUACCUUUCUUGUAUGGUUUUUUUCAUUUUUUUUUUUAAUGUCAGAG
Molecule: messenger RNA, 3325 nt
Organism: Psylliodes chrysocephalus
Lineage: Eukaryota; Metazoa; Arthropoda; Insecta; Coleoptera; Chrysomelidae
Source: the annotation of a GenBank genome assembly